CAUUUUAUUAUUUUUGUUUAUUUUAUUUUACUUUUGUAUUUAAAUAUUCAUAUGACAGAAAAGCAAUUUAUUGGAGCUAUCGACCAAGGAACGACUUCUUCACGGUUUUUAAUAUUUGAUGAUGAGGGAAAAUUGAUUACUUUUCAUCAAGUUGAACUAGCGCAAUCACAACCACAUUCUGGUUGGUUGGAACAUGAUCCUUUACUUAUUCUUGAUACAGUUCUCGAAUGUAUCGAAAAGACAAUUAAACGGUUCGAGCUUAUGGGCCAUCAUGUCAAGGAUAUCAAAGCGAUUGGUGUCACGAAUCAACGUGAAUCAGCUGUCGCAUGGAACAAAAGAACAGGCGAACCUUUACGUAACACGAUCGUCUGGAGUGAUGUACGAACCGAUGACCUUGUUCACGACCUUAAAGAAAAGGAAAAGAAAGAUGGCAAUGAUAUUCAAAUUCAAGAUAUUGCAGGCCUCAGUCUCUCGUCCUAUUUUACAGCAGUCAAGUUUCGCUGGAUGCUGGAUCAUGAUGAAAAAGUGAAAGAGGCUGUGAAAGCAGGCGAGGCUUGUUUGGGUACCGUUGAUAGUUGGCUAAUUUACAAAUUGACAAAUCACUCAUCAUUUGUAACUGACGUAACAAAUGCGAGUCGUACAUUAUUAAUGAAUCUCAAGACAUUAAAUUGGGAUGAUGAUCUAUUGAGGUUUUUUGACAUUGACAAGGAAUUAUUACCAACAUUAUGUUCAUCAUCAGAAAUAUAUGGUAAAUUAGAGAUAGAAAAUUGUGCACUCAAAGGUAUACCUAUUAGUGGCUGUUUAGGGGAUCAACAAGCAGCCCUCUUAGGCCAAAAAUGUUUUUCGAAAGGAGAGGCAAAAUGUACUUUUGGUACUGGUGCAUUCAUGUUAUUUAAUACUGGGGAAGAUAUGGUAAAAUCUAAACAUGGUUUGAUUAUGACUAUUGCGUUUAAACUGGGUAAAGAAGCAAAAGCAACGUAUGCUUUAGAGGGAUCAGUAGCAGUAGCUGGUUCUUCAUUGAGAUGGUUAAGAGAUAAUCUAAGACUUAUUAAUUCCAUGGAAGAAGUGAGUGAAUUAGCUAAACAUGUCCCUGAUACAGGAGGUGUCUAUUUUGUCACAGCAUUUUCAGGUUUAUUUGCACCUUAUUGGAGAGAUGAUGCAAGAGGAACAAUGAUAGGAUUAACGAGUUAUACAAAUAAAUAUCAUCUAGCACGAGCCACAUUAGAAUCCAUGUCAUAUCAAUCAAAGGCUAUUUUAGAUGCCAUGAAUCAAGAUGCAGGUGUUCCUCUAAAAGUACUUAAAGUAGAUGGAGGUGUAUCUAACUCAGAUAUUGCUAUGCAAAUACAAGCUGAUAUUUUGGGCAUCCAUGUUGAACGACCCUCAAUGAGAGAAACAACAGCAUUGGGGACUGCUAUUGCUGCUGGAUUAGCAGUAGGUGUUUGGAAAGACAUUGAUGAACUGAAAGAAAAAAUGACUAAUGGCGAUGAUGUGACAACUUUUAUACCUAACACAACAACUAAAGAAAGGGAAGAAAAAUAUAAAAUAUGGAAAAAAGCGGUAGAUACUUCACUUCAUUGGACAAAUGAUGUAGACAAUUUAAGUGAAGAUGAUGAAUAGAUAUAUAUAUUUUUUUAAAAGAAAAUAAAGUUUGUCUAAGAGGCAAUGAAAUUAAAUAUUCAAGUAAGUAAUUGUA
Molecule: messenger RNA, 1693 nt
Organism: Cokeromyces recurvatus
Lineage: Eukaryota; Fungi; Mucoromycota; Mucoromycetes; Mucorales; Mucoraceae
Product: putative glycerol kinase
Exons: 3
Coding region: 52-1617 (521 amino acids)
Biological process (GO): glycerol metabolic process; triglyceride metabolic process; glycerol-3-phosphate biosynthetic process
Cellular component (GO): mitochondrion
Molecular function (GO): glycerol kinase activity
Source: RefSeq, a predicted model, not a curated record